This is a messenger RNA of Colletotrichum lupini, 384 nucleotides long. RefSeq lists its product as uncharacterized. The record is from RefSeq and is a predicted model, not a curated record. The transcript has 5 exons. NCBI's taxonomy places the organism in Eukaryota, Fungi, Ascomycota, Sordariomycetes, Glomerellales, Glomerellaceae. Bases 1 to 384 code for a protein of 127 amino acids.
AUGCUCAAGGAUGCACCGUUAAAAGAUCGCCACCAAGUCCCCCUGCUCAUCCCGUCUUGCACCCUAUCCGAGCCCGAAGAGUUCAGACGAUGUGCCCAAUCAACUGACGCCUUUGAGCUGUCGAAGCUCAUUCUUACAUCUCUAAACCGGCCGGCACCGGAACGGAAAACCCGUCACCUAUCUAGUCAGAAGAGACAAGAAGGUACACGUUGGGACGGGCGGACCGUCAGGUUUCUGACGAUUCAAAACAUUGGCAAAGUCCCAUAUUGCCCGUGUACCUCUGACCGAGUGUCGCCCGUUCAGCCGUCGUUCCGCGGCCGUUGGGAAAACUUUGGAGGAUUCCGAGCGGCCGUCAAUAAUUCCUUUUGGAUCGCGAGAUAUUGA